Messenger RNA from Arachis duranensis, 612 nucleotides. RefSeq lists its product as uncharacterized. Lineage: Eukaryota; Viridiplantae; Streptophyta; Magnoliopsida; Fabales; Fabaceae. Bases 1 to 612 code for a protein of 203 amino acids. The transcript has 2 exons. The record is from RefSeq and is a predicted model, not a curated record.
AUGGCUGAGACAACGAGGGAUGAAGAUCGGACCGAGGAAGACAACCGGAAAGGAGGUAGGAAUGUAAUUCUACUGGAAGAGGCAGACAUAUCAGAAGGUAUUAACGCUUGCUCCAAUAGUCUCUAUGGCAGACUCUUUGCUUCCAAAACCUUCUCAAUUGGAACCAUGGGGAAUGCUUUAAAGGUUAUAUGGGAAAACCCGGAAGGAUUUAGAAGAUGGAAGGAAGAUCAGAACUUUGAUAAAGAGAUUAUUUCCAAUUUUCCAGUUUGGGUUCAAUUUUGGGGUUUGCCAGAAUCGUUUAAAACCCUCGAAGUUGGACGUAAAUUGGGAGAAAAAUUGGGCACAGUGUUGGAGGUAGGUAAAUUUCAGAUGCGAGGCAAAGAAACUAGGAUUGUGAAGACCAAAAUCAAUAUUGAUGCUGCCAGGCAAGUGAGAGAUCAGUUAAUAGUGGCAGGAUCUAAUAAAAAGGAGGUAGAAGUGGCACUGCGCUAUGAGAGACUUGGAAAGUUCUGUACCUAUUGCGCAAAAUUGGGGCACGAGGUGAAAAACUGCCAUGAUCUGCUGAAGGACACAGAGAGUGAUAUGGUAAAAGAGGAUGACAUUGGCGAAUAG